AUGAGGGGUGGAAUUCCAAAAGAAACUUCUGCUCACAUGUGGGUCCAUGAAAUAUGGAACUGCUGGUUUGAUGAAACUUUCCCUUCUUGUGGGACUGCUUCUGAGAAAAAGGAUACUGAAUUACUAAAACGAACUGAGACGGUGGACUCUCAAGAAGCAAAUCUACAAAUAGAAUUAGUUGACUCAAUGCAGCCUGUUCUUCUUGAAGGUGCAACAGUUAGUAUUGAAGAUUUAGAAGAAGAAGUAAGACGACUGACUAAGCUAAUAGAAAACGAAGAUCAUCCUUCAGCUUUUCACUACUGCAGGCGUGGAGCAAUACAAAGAAAGUUAGGCAAGUUAAAGUCAGCUAUGGAUGACUUGGAAAAACCUGUUCAGCAAGCACUCAUUCAGUCAUUUUGUCAAAAUCACGAUAAGGCCAUAGAGUGCUUACGUGAAGCUACUGCAAUUCAGCCUGAGCCUUCAAUGUUUGUUAUUUUAGGAAAAAUACAAAUGAAAGCCAAGAAAACUAAGGAUGCUGUGAGAAGUUUUAAAAAAGCUGUGAAGCUCCUGAUGACCACAGCAAAAAUCCUGCCUAAUACAUUUGAGGCUGCAGAAAUUUAUUAUCUCACAGGCCUGUGUCACAUGGAGCAGAAAAGUUUAUUACGGGCCCAUGAUGCUUUUAGUAUGGCUAUCAGACUACAUUCAAGUUACCCUGAUGCUUUUUAUCAGCGAGGGCUGUGUAGAAUGCAGCUCAGACAAGCUAAGUGCAUCCGAGAUUUCAAUCAAGCACUUGCCCUUUGUCCAUCACAUUUCCAGGCAUAUAUGAGUCGUGCUGCUUACUAUGGAAGUAAAGGUAGAUACUCUAAGGCAAUUCUGAAUUGCAAUGAAGCAAUCAAAAUUCUUCCUAACAGUGUGCGAGCUUAUUUUUACCGAGGAACUUUAAAGUAUCAAAAUAAGACAUUUAAUGCUGCAAUUGAAGAUCUUUCAAAAACCAUUGACCUCGACAAAACUUGCAUUUUGGCAUAUUAUAAUAGAGCUGUCUGCUAUCAUCAAAUAAAGGACUUCAGAAAGGCUUUGAAAGACUAUGGCAUUCUUCUUCUGCUUGAAUUGAGUAAGGAAAUAGCUUUUAAAGUGUUAAUUAAUCGUGGACUACUCUAUGUGGAACUUGGUGAUUAUGCUAAUGCAUGUGAGGACUUUAAAGAAGCAACAGUGCUUAGUCCAGACGAUAGUCAGAUCUUUCAAGCUAUUGGAAUCUGCUAUCAUAGACUUCAUGAGUUUGAAGAAGCUGUGAGAUCAUUUGAUCAGGUUCUCAAACUAAAUCCUGUUUCUGUGGAUGCCUAUGUUGCUCGAGGAAAUUCGUACAUGGAAAAUGGACAUGAGGCUGGUUGUAAACUAGCACAGAAAGAUUUCUUGAGAGCAAUUCAUCUGAAUCCAAACUGUGUAAGAGCCAGAAUUUGCUUAGGAUACAACUUGCAGGCCCUUGGAAAGCUUCAGAGAGCAUGGAGCCAAUUUACAGCUGCCAUUUGCAUUGAUCCAAAAUGCCAUGCUGCAUAUGAUGGACGAGCUUCAGUCUGUCUUCAAGCGGGAGAAACUUUUGCUGCAUUUCAAGAUACAAAUGCUGCACUAAAGCUCACUACCACUGCUCCACUCCUAACAAAUCGGGGUGUCAUCAAUCAGUUAAUGGGAUAUCUACCCUGUGCCAUGAAGGACUAUCAACAAGCGAUUUCUGUUGACCCAAGCUAUGCAUUAGCCUAUUUCAAUGCAGCAAAUAUCUACUUCCAUAAUCGACAGUUUUCACAGGCCUAUUGCUAUUAUUCCAGGGUAUUAGAACUUGACCCAAGAAAUGAAUCUGCUGUUUUGAAUCGUGCUAUUACAAAUACAUUACUAAACAAUAUUGAAGAAGCAGAAGAAGACUUUGAGAAGGCAAUUUGUCUCUGCCCAUUCUCUGCAGCAGUGUAUUUUAACAGGGCAAAUUUCUAUAAUGGAUUGAAGCAAUAUGAACUAGCUGAGAAAGACAUUUCAACAGCAUUGUCAAUUCAGCCUAAUGAUGCCUUGAUGUAUAAAUUUAGAGCUGAUAUUCGUGGUAAAUUGGGUUUCAAUAAAGAGGCUGUAGAAGACUACAAGCAAGCAAUCAGUAUUCAAGAACAGAUUGAUUUCAUGUGA
This is a messenger RNA of Charadrius vociferus (killdeer), 2142 nucleotides long. RefSeq names its product tetratricopeptide repeat domain 6 (gene TTC6). Gene Ontology annotation, molecular function: protein binding. Lineage: Eukaryota; Metazoa; Chordata; Aves; Charadriiformes; Charadriidae. The coding region runs from base 1 to 2142 and encodes 713 amino acids. The transcript has 13 exons. The record is from RefSeq and is a predicted model, not a curated record.